This is a messenger RNA of Drosophila innubila, 1130 nucleotides long. RefSeq names its product dnaJ protein homolog 1. NCBI's taxonomy places the organism in Eukaryota, Metazoa, Arthropoda, Insecta, Diptera, Drosophilidae. The transcript has a single exon. Gene Ontology annotation, molecular function: protein-folding chaperone binding. Bases 102 to 1052 code for a protein of 316 amino acids. Gene Ontology annotation, cellular component: cytosol. The record is from RefSeq and is a predicted model, not a curated record. Gene Ontology annotation, biological process: negative regulation of transcription by RNA polymerase II.
UCUCAUUUAGUAUGUUCGGAAUUUUGACAACUGUCAGAGCGACGAAAAAAUAUUUGUAUGAAAAAGUACGCUGAAAUCAGAAUAAGAAAGGACUAUCAGCGAUGGGCAAGGAUUUUUACAAGACUCUUGGCAUCUGUCGCAAUGCCAAAGACGACGAGAUUCGAAAAGCGUACCGGAAAUUGGCGUUGAAAUAUCACCCGGACAAAAACAAGACUAAAGAAGCUGGAGAACGUUUCAAAGAGGUCGCUGAAGCCUACGAGGUGCUCUCGGAUAAAAAGAAACGCGACAUAUACGAUCAGUACGGCGAAGAUGGGCUUCAGCACGGCAUACCCGAUCAUCAAAGCGAUUCCAGCAGCUCACGACGAACAUAUCAAUUCCAUGGCGAUCCCCGAGCAACAUUCGCCCAAUUCUUUGGCUCCUUUGAACCGCGAGAUAUAUUUGGCGAAGCCUUUGACAUGGAUUUUGACAACAGUCCGCGGGGAAAGCAGGAAUGCCGGCUGGAACAGGAUCCCCCCAUAGAGCACGAGCUCUAUGUCUCCCUCGAGGACAUAAACAGUGGAUGCAGCAAGAAAAUGCAAAUAUCACGUAUACGAAUCGUCGGCCACAGUCUGCCACGCAAGGAGACAAAGAUGCUCAGCAUUGAGAUAAAACCCGGCUGGAAAUCGGGAACAAAGGUAACAUUCAGCAGAGAGGGCGACGAGUCGCCCAAUCGCAUCCCGGCGGACAUAGUGUUCAUCAUACGGGACAAGCCGCAUCCGUUGUUCAAGCGCGAUGGCAGCGACAUCCAUUUCACUGCUCGCAUCUCAUUGAAGCAGGCGCUUUGUGGCGCCACUAUUGACGUGCCCACGCUCCAGGGUGAAACACACGUCUUCAAGAGCAACGGCGAGAUAAUUACACCGCAUACUGUGAAGAAAUUCAAAGAUCGUGGUCUGCCCUAUUCAAAGAAUCCAUCACAACGAGGUUCACUUUGUCUCAAAUUUGAUAUUGAAUUCCCUGACAAGUUACCUCAUCGCCUGGUCGCAUCCUUGGAGGAGCUAUUGCCCAACUGUUGAACAUAUUUCUAAUUCUUGAGUAAUCGUAUAUUAAUGUAAAUUCCUUGUCAAAUGGUAAAAUUUCUAAGCAAACUAAAC